AUGAGGACUUACCUACUACUAUUCAUCUGGACUUACAUGUUCCAUGUGGUUGACACCCUCCCACUCCAAGAAAAAGCUCACAGUCAUUUGCCAAGUGGAAAGAUUGUGGGUCUGACAAAGGAUGGUGGUAAAAUUCUACGUCGCACCAAGCGAGGCUGGAUGUGGAAUCAGUUCUUCUUGUUGGAAGAGUACACAGGCACAGACACACAAUAUGUAGGCAAGCACAUCGGCAUCACAAUAGCAACUCUUAACAUGGGUCUUGGUUUGCUCUGCCAGGAGGAUUCCCAGUCUCUGUACGGGCUUCACUUCCCUGCAGUAAAAUGCUUCCAGAGACAGAAAGCUAGCAUUCAGGGUACAUCUGUUAUCCAAGUGACCGCAACAGAUGCGGAUGACGCCAACUAUGGAAAUAGUGCCAAAGUGGUGUACAGCAUAUUGCAAGGACAGCCAUAUUUUUCAGUGGACCCAGAAUCAGGCAUAAUAAAAACUGCAUUACCAGACAUGAGCAGAGAAAACAGAGAGCAGUACCAGGUGGUUAUACAGGCCAAAGACAUGGGCGGCCAGAUGGGAGGCCUUUCUGGGACCACCACAGUGAAUAUCACUCUGACAGAUGUCAACAACAACCCUCCUCGCUUCCCCCAGAGUACGUAUCAGUUUAAUUCUCCUGAGUCCGCGCCUCUCGGAACUCAUCUUGGAAGGAUAAAAGCCAACGACCCUGACUUGGGGGAAAACGCUGAGGUGGAGUAUCGCAUUACUGACGGCGACGGCGCAGACAUGUUCGAUGUCAUCACCGACCAGGAUACGCAGGAAGGGAUUAUAACUGUCAAACAGAAUUUAGAUUUUGAGCACAAAAUGCUGUAUACUUUAAGAGUGGAUGCAAGUAACACCCACCCAGACCCACGAUUCUCACACCUGGGACCCUUCAAAGACACAGCUGUGGUCAAAAUAUCUGUGGAAGACAUAGAUGAGCCUCCUGUGUUCAGCAAAAUUUCUUAUUUGAUUGAAGUAGAUGAGGAUGUAAAGGAGGGAAGCAUCAUUGGCCAGGUGACAGCAUAUGAUCCAGAUGCCAGGAACAAUUUAAUAAAAUACUCAGUUGAUCGGCAUACUGAUAUGGAUCGUAUUUUCAGUAUCAACUCAGAAAAUGGCUCUAUUUUCACACUGAAGCCCCUUGACCGGGAAUCUUCCCCUUGGCACAACAUCACCGUCACAGCCACAGAAAUAAAUAAUCCAAAACAAACUAGCCAUAUUCCUGUCUUCAUCAGAAUUCUAGAUAUAAAUGACCAUGCUCCAGAAUUUGCCAUGUACUAUGAAACAUUUGUUUGUGAAAAUGCAAAACCUGGGCAGUUGAUUCAGACUGUCAGUGUCAUGGACAAGGAUGAUCCUCCCCGAGGUCACAAAUUCUUCUUUGAACAAGUGCCAGAAUUUCCUCUCAAUCCCAACUUUACGAUUAUAGACAAUAAAGAUAAUACAGCAGGAAUCAUGACUCGAAAGGAUGGGUACAGUCGCAACAAAAUGAGCACCUAUCUACUGCCAAUUUUAAUCUUUGACAACGAUUAUCCAAUUCAAAGCAGCACUGGCACGCUCACUAUCCGGGUGUGUGCCUGUGAUAAUCGAGGAAACAUGCAGUCCUGCACGGCAGAGGCCUUGAUCCUCUCGGCUGGCCUGAGCACGGGAGCUCUCAUCGCCAUCCUGCUCUGUGUCCUCAUACUACUUAUUCUAGUCGUGCUGUUUGCUGCCUUGAAGCGGCAAAGGAAAAAGGAGCCCCUGAUCAUUUCUAAAGACGACGUCCGGGACAACAUCGUGACCUACAACGAUGAAGGCGGCGGGGAGGAAGACACCCAGGCCUUCGACAUUGGCACUCUCAGGAAUCCAGAAGCAAGGGAAGACAGCAAACUUAGACGAGAUGUUAUGCCUGAAACUAUUUUUCAGAUCAGGAGGACUGUGCCUCUGUGGGAAAAUAUUGAUGUGCAAGAUUUUAUUCAUCGAAGAUUAAAAGAAAACGACGCAGACCCGAGCGCGCCUCCCUACGAUUCCCUGGCGACCUACGCCUACGAAGGGAAUGAUUCCAUAGCAGAGUCGCUCAGUUCUUUAGAAUCUCUCACCGCGGAUUGUAACCAGGAUUAUGAGUACCUCAGUGACUGGGGGCCUCGUUUUAAAAAACUGGCUGAUAUGUAUGGGGGUGAUGAUAGUGACAAAGAUUAA
This is a messenger RNA of Otolemur garnettii (small-eared galago), 2199 nucleotides long. Its product is annotated as cadherin-9. The coding region runs from base 1 to 2199 and encodes 732 amino acids. Gene Ontology annotation, cellular component: plasma membrane; adherens junction; catenin complex. Lineage: Eukaryota; Metazoa; Chordata; Mammalia; Primates; Galagidae. The record is from RefSeq and is a predicted model, not a curated record. Gene Ontology annotation, molecular function: cadherin binding; calcium ion binding. The transcript is spliced from 11 exons. Gene Ontology annotation, biological process: calcium-dependent cell-cell adhesion; cell-cell junction assembly; homophilic cell-cell adhesion.